Molecule: messenger RNA, 1917 nt
Organism: Amphimedon queenslandica
Lineage: Eukaryota; Metazoa; Porifera; Demospongiae; Haplosclerida; Niphatidae
Exons: 5
Coding region: 36-1826 (596 amino acids)
Source: RefSeq, a predicted model, not a curated record
AACUUCCAAUUGUAAGCCACUCCUUUGACAAGCCGAUGAUGAAGCUGUUACUAGUUGACAUUAUUCUUUUUCUUAGUACCUUUUUAUUCAGCCCUAGUAUUCUACAGCAGGUCCAGGGACAGCAAGUAUGUGCACAGAGAUUCAUGGAUCUGUCACUAGUGACAUACAGAGCAGAAAGAUUACAAGUAAUGGAACAAGGGAAUGACAUGAACAAUGAACUAAGAAUACUUCAAGAGUAUCAGUUUAAUUGUUCAUCUACUAGCAUAACCAGUCUUAUGCUGGGUAUUGAUGUCAGAAGAGUCACUAAUAGUCGUGAUUUGUUUCCUAGCGUUCGUGUCUUUAGAAGGAACAGUAAUAAUCCUAAUCGAUACAAUGCAGUGACUGGUAGUGAGAGGACUAUUUAUUAUUCUACCUCUAAUGUCAGUACUAGUGGAGUGUUUGAAUAUCCACUCAAUCCUCCUAUACCAGUAAUGAGUGGAGACCUGUUGGCUGUAUCACAACCAGAACAACGUGAUAGUGUUGUCAGAGUCUAUUACAUUGAUGGAAUUAGUUUCAGAAGUAAUUCAGAAAUGUUAAAUGACAAUACAAUUGACUUAAGAAAUUCUUUAACAACAAACCAGUUGAUAUUAGUAUAUCCAGUAACAGAUGGAUACUGUGUUAAUAGCACCAAUUUAAUAACAUCUUCAGUUAUUAAACAAAAUGCUCUUAUGAUUCAUGAAUCAAAGCUACCUAAUCAAGACAGGCAAUUCUUGUAUCCAGAGAUUGUGUUAUCCUGCAAUGGAACAAUCACAAAAUGGAUCUUUGGAGGCAUUGGGAAUGGAAAUCAAGCUGAACCAGAGCUUCAGAUAUGGCGUCAACAAGGCACAAACAAUUACAAUAAAAUAGGAUCUAGUUUAGUUAAUGCUAAUACAAUGAUUGGUACUAAUCUCUAUCAGUUUGUUCCUCAGACCCCAUUACAGUUUGUAGAAGGAGACAUAUUUGGUGUGCACAUUCCAAGAGAUCAGGUAUAUUUAUACGAACAAAAAGAGAGUGGGCCAAUAAACUUGCGUGUUGAUGGCAGUGCUGCUAACCCUCUAUCAACAAUUACUGAUGCUCUACACACAGAAGGAGCUAACGACUUUCCACUAGUAACAGUUGAAAUAAGCACUUCCACUACGAGUAUUACCAUUACAACAUCAAUGGUGUCCUCAAGCGUUUCUUCAUUUACAGCUAAUACUAUGAGUACCACUGCUUCAAGCAAAACUUUAUCUACCAGCAGUAUUACAUAUACUAGCAAUGUGGUAAUUAUACACAGUAGUUACAUGUCCAGUUUGACUAAUUCUUCGUUUGUUUUUCCAACUUUACCAGAGGCGGCAUCAAAUCCAACAGGUGGCAUUGUUGCUGCUGUUCUAGUCAUUCUAAUUGCAGUACUAGUAUCAGUGGUGUUCACAUCAGUCAUUGGUUAUUACAUAGCAAUGAAAAGGAAGCGGCAACAGAUAAAAACUAGUGUCAAUAUAGCAUACAGUGCAAACAGUGUGGAUGUCUAUCAUGCACAAGUUGUUAAUAAGGAUCAUGAUUUAGUGCUAAAGAAUGAAUUAUACAGCUCAAUGGCAUCUUCCAGUCCUCCUCCAGAUACUAAUAGAUCCAGUAUGGUGUCAAACCCAGUUUAUGUAGCAGCUGCUCAAAUUAAUAAUGAUACCACUAAGCAAGGGGCAUCUUCCAGCAGUCCUCCUCCAAAUAGAUCCAGUUUGCUGCCGAACCCGGUUUAUUUAGCAGCUGCUCAAAUUAAUGGUGCCACUAAGCAAGGAGCAAUGCCUUCUAUCCCAGAUAUCGAAGUGCCUCAAUGACAACUUGCUCUAAUUUUUUAUGUCUAUAUUGCUAAUAAUUAUAUGAGUAAUGUGUCUUCAAUAUUGUUGUAGAGUUAUAACAAAUAUUAUU